Molecule: messenger RNA, 5510 nt
Organism: Rhagoletis zephyria (snowberry fruit fly)
Lineage: Eukaryota; Metazoa; Arthropoda; Insecta; Diptera; Tephritidae
Gene: 4E-T
Product: eIF4E-Transporter
Biological process (GO): negative regulation of translation
Cellular component (GO): nucleus; cytoplasm
Molecular function (GO): mRNA binding
Source: RefSeq, a predicted model, not a curated record
UACCUGUUUAAUGUGCCUUGGUACCAACUUUUUCAGGAUUUGGGUACCGACAAUUCAGCACAUCACUAAUUGGUUGGUAAUUCGACAAUUCGGCUGCUGUUUGUUUGUUGCUUUAUUCUUAAAGAUUUGACAAAAUCGAAUUGUUUUGGUAAUUUAAAUUAUUGCAACAAAGUGUGUGAGAGAAAUAACUCGUGACGACGCCAAGGGAUUCAUAAACUUUACAUACGUGUUGCUUCUAAGUGCAUUUGUGGAAAGUCCGUAGUUUGAUUCCAAUACGCCUAAUAAAGUGAUUAAUCUGACAUGUUGGCGCAUAUAAAAUACUACUAGGAAAAAGCAUAUAGUUAUUGCAAUUUGCAAUUACAUGAAAAAAACAGUGAACCAUAUUUCAGCAGCUGAAUUUGCUAAUGGUUUUGUGUGCAGACUGCUAUCGCGGCCAUUGUAUUUAUAAAAUUUCGAGAUGCCAGCUAUUCAAGAAAAAAGUUUUACGAUGUGUGACAUCUGAUGAGUGAAUCAUAGCUGAAAAAAACUUAAAUUCUGCGUUAAAAGUGCAACCAAAUUCAUAUCGCCAAUUGAACAAAAUGUUCAGACUAAGUAGAAAUUGGUGUAAGGAAUAAGAAACCAGAUUUGUGAACGAAGUAAUUAUCAUUUUGCUAAUCAAUUAUGAUAUAAAAAUAGUAAACAACAAAAACAGUUGACAAUUAAUUUUUUUUCAAAUAAACAGUACUUCAGAAAGUAAGAUAUCAUUUGAACGUGCUUAAAAUAAUAAUCUGGAGAUGAAUGCAUCAUCAACCACGCCGUUGGAUACGGCUGUUAACAAACAUGGGUCUUUUAAAGGCUUUAAUUACCCGCUAGCUGAAUCUAAUUAUACUGGGAAUUCUAGCAGCUUGGCUUCCAAAUGUGAUAAAUUUAAGCGUUACAGUAGGACAAAGCUUUUUGAUCUUCGCAAUGAUUCAUAUUCUCGUCGCCGUCCUGAAAAAAAUCUUCAAGCUGAAUUGCAAUCCCUUGGUAUAUGGAAGUUUAAUUCCGGUGCGAACGUAUAUCAAAAUGGUGUUAGCCCAAGCAGCGAAGCGGCUAUUGUUUCUAGCUUAAGUGGCGGUAGUCACUCUGUACAAGUGUCAUCUACUCAUUUGCGAUCACAGCGCUCUCCUUCAAGACGUGAUCAAAAUACGGCAGUAAACAUAAAUUCAUCAUCUCAGCAUAACUUAUCUCAUCAUAGCCUUCAUAAGUCUUACAUUGAUCACCGCAGCAUUUCCUCGUCACAUCUCAUGCCAGCAUUUGCAAAGAGACGAAUAGCGGCUUCUUCAACCACAACAAGUAAUGCAACCGGAAUGGUUUCUCAAAAUUUACCUGGCAGUGGAAAUUCGUCGUAUGGCCCCAACUCUCCGGUUGAUACCCGGUCACAAACACCUACGGAUGUUAAGGAUGGCAUAUUGUGUACCAGUAUUUCUGCGGGAAACAAUGGCCAUAUCAGGCAACGUACUAAAGACAAAUUAUACGAAUACCGUCAUUCUGCAAGUGCUGGAAGUUCCAAUGUUGGAGAUGAUCCAAACAUAUUAAUUUCUCCGCAACGUAAAGUAUUGGCUGAACACGACCGCGAUCGAGAUCAAGAGCUCCAGUCAAGCAAUGGCUGCUUAUCUUCUCCGGUUUCGUCAGGUUCUGCGAGACACAGUCACAAUAGUGUUGGCCUUGCUCAUGAGCGACGAAUUGGAAGCGGUCGCUUGCUCCCUCGCGACGUCAGUUGGGAUUAUCGUACUGCACAAGACAGAGAUAAAAGUCAAAUAUUGAACUCGGUUACAACAAUAGAUAAAGAAGCAGCUUCAAAUCAUUUAGGGCAGACGCGAGGGGGACGGUAUACUGAACGAACUAAUGAUCGGACUUCUGGUGGGGGUAAUGGAUUUACAGAACGCCGACAGUUUGAUCACCGUGGCGGCGGUAAUGAUGAUAAUAUACGUGAUAAAUAUGAGCAAGGUAUCAGCACAAACUCACCCAGUGCUCAUAGCGGUGUAACUAGGAAAGACAUAUAUGGACCGGAGUCGUCUUCAAGUCAGCAUAUUGUAUCACAUAACCGUAAUCGGCGCAAUCAUCAGUAUAACGAAAGGAAUGAGGAGCCUGAAUGGUUUAGUGGCGGUCCAACAUCACAACAUGAUACAAUUGAGCUGCGAGGAUUCGAGGAAAUCGACGAUCAUUACAAUGCCGGCAACAGUCGGAAUCCUGGUAAUAAUAAACGAUCAGCUUUUUCAUCAUCGUCGAGAAAAAUGAGUGAAUGUUCGUCCUCUCGCGCAAGCAGCACAAUGAAUUUGUCUAGCUCGAAGUCGAAAGAACAUUUGCAUGGAUCAGUUGACCAGGAUAAAGAAGUUAAUUGCACCCCAAGAAUGUCUCAAAAUAAUUUACCAAGCAGUAAUACCGAAAAUGUUGAUCCUCCUAACGAAGAAGAGAAAAAUUCUUCAUUUGAGGGUGGUGAUAGCAACAAUAAUAGUUCUGAGAUAACUCAAAGAAAAAAGACAGCCAAUGAGGGAUCUCUUCCUGAUUUCUUAUUAGAAAAAGAAGGGACAACACCAAAAGCUUCAAGUAACUCACGAAUUAAUACAAGAGACACCGAAUUUAAUUUCGACGUUUUUCUUAACCCUAAUCUUGACCCACUCAAGCAUUCACUCAUGCGAGGAGAUAAUUCAAAUGGGAACAUUAAUGAAAUUAUGGGUAGCUCUCGAUUUAGUCGAUGGUUUGGAAAUAAAAAUGGCUCCACUGACACACAAUCAUCGGCUGGCAGCAACAAUGAUAACAGCAUUGCCACGGAGUCAGUUCAAGAUAGAGGUGUAAAUAAAGACGAAACUAAUACUCUUAUGGAAUUUCUAAAUAAACUGCCCUCAUUACCGGAUUCCAGUGUAUCACAGAAAGUAACUACCAUAACCAGCGUAGAAGAACUGGAGGCGCGUAUGCGUGGAACGAAUUCCGGUAACGGAAUUUCUACUGAUCCUACAGUUACACGCAAUGAAACCCCAAUCAAUAAGCCACAAGGGAGGCCACGUGACAUAAUUCUUCCUAUCCCAAACGAGCAAUGCAUUGCCGGGCAACCUCAAGCAGGAGAGAUAGAAGCUUUCAAAAAGUUAUUAGAACAACUUGGAUCUGGAAACAAACACCAUGCACAGCCUCAGCAGCAUUUAUUACCAACCAAUUUGCAACUGAAUGUGUUGCUUCCGCCCCAAAACCAUACCAGUCCGCUACCUACGGUGAAUAUAAUACAGCCCGGUACUGUGAUGGCACAGCAUAUGGUUAUUAAGAAUGAUGAGUUAAAAAAAAUAAUGCACCCACAAUCAGCUUUUCACCAACAUAACCAAAACAAUGGAGAUAUGAGCAAUGUAUCGCAACCACAACUCUCGACUUUAUCCAUUCUGUUCGGGAAUCAACCUCAGAAGCAUGCGGAGGCAAGGCAUCUCUAUCAGUGCAUAACGCGUGGCGAAGUGUCAAUUCAUUUCUUGGAGCAAGAACUGAACAAUCCAAAUGCAUCACCACAUGCAAAAGAAGUAAUUGCUGCAGUUUUGCGUGAAAUGAAUACCGGAGUGGUUUCCAUUUCUAAUGCCCCACAAAACCAUGCAAUACCAGGGCCUAUUGGAACACAGCCGGAUCAUUCUCCAUUGCAACUAUGUAGCAGUAACGGCACACCCAUUUCCAAUCAAGCUCUAACAAAUUCAUCAACCGAACCAUUGCAACAUCAGCUUUCACAGCAAAUUUCAACUUCUAAUGUUAUUCUUUGUGGUCAAACCGAGCGUAUUUCGCUUUUACCUUCACAUCAACUACCGUUAAACCCUCAAGUUAUGCCGAGCCAACGAGAAUUGCAAUUUCACACGCAAACAAUAAUGCAGAAUGCCAUGCUGAAAAAGAAAAUUGAGGAACAGCAGCAGCAGCAGCAGCAGCAACAAGAUUCGCUAAGGAGGCGUCCAGAAAUUCAGAAGCAACCGCAGCCAAAUAUGUUGUCCGUAUUAAAUGAACUGGAUAUACCACAAAAGAAUGUGCAACAAGUUCCAAACUCUAAUAGCAUGCAACAGCAACAAAUAGCGGGCACACAGCAACAUACUCAUAUUUCGCAUGCUAUGCAACAACAGCAUCAACAAUCACGGCAUAUUCACUCGCCGACGCCGUUGGCAUUCACGCCGACAUCAGUUCUUCGCAAGAUGACUGCCGAAAAAGAUAAUGCAAACACAACAACAACUCACAGUACGGUCAAUACUGUAUUACAACAGCAAAAUAAAUGUCUAGCACAAAAUAGUUUUAUAAAUUGUCAAACUACGCAGCAGAUGCAACAACAGCAACCGAUUACCACACACCCACGAAUGAUACUUGGUGGUACUAAUUCCUCACAGCAACAUCAGCAAAUGAGUGUCGUCAAUAAUCAGUUGCCUACACAAUCUACAGCUCAAGCUGCUCAACAGCAAUCAAUGCAAUCUUCUCGAAACACAUUGGUGCCAAUGAAAUGGCCCUUGCAUUUGGUAAAUCAAAAUAUGACGGCUAUCAAACCAAUGGGGCGUCCAAUUUUAAAAGGCCCAUUGCCGCCACCACCAUCUAGCCAGCAGCAUCAGUCACAACAGCAAAUGCAGCAGCAGAUAUCUCAACUGAUGUUCAAUAAAUUAGAUUUUCAACAAAUGCAACAGCGAUUAAAAAACAAUCAAUCGCAUGUUUUAAGCCAGACUACACCUCCGUUUCCGCAGCACACAAUAGCGCCCCAACAAGCAUCAAGCCAUACCAAUAUAAUAACACAUGUACAACAACAGCAGCAGCAUUUAUAUCAACAUCAACAACGUGCUCUAGCAUUGCAAAGGCAUCAGCAACAACAAGUUCACCUGCAGCAGCAGUUGCAAAAACAGCAGCAACAACAACAUCAGCAGCAACAGUCAAUUGACAACAUGUGUUUGUCAUCAUCUUUGGUAGGUGAAAGUAGUAUUGUAUCAAAUAAUGCUGCAGAUACUGCGGCUGCCGCUGCUGUAAAUAUAAUAAAUUAUCGAGAUGGCUGCUUGUCUCCUACUAGUAAUCAAUUGGCACAGUGGUUUUCGCCUGAAUUACUGGCACAAGCAUCUGCAGGAAAACUGCCACUGCUCAAUAUGAAUCAAACAUUAAGUUUAGAAGAAUUUGAAAAAAAUAUGCAACAUUCCUCAACAACGGUGCACAAUUAAAACCACUGAAAACUCGGCGUAACUAAAUUUAAAUUGCGUCUACCUUGGGAAUCAUUAUUCUAUAUAAAGUUGAUUUGUUUGCUUGGCAUAUUAAAUAAGCUAAAAGUAUCUCUAUACAGCCCUAGCAUUAAACAUGAAAUUCAGCAAACAAGUUCAUUAUGAAUUUUAGUUUUUAUUACGAAAUUAGUAGAAAAUAAAAGUUUUAGUAUAGCGUAUUCACUUGUUAUCUUAAUAUGCUUAUAAAUUAGUAUCUCAAUUGUUGUAAAUGCAUUAUUUAAAUUGAAACAAUUAUACUUUAUAAAAUGUAAAAUAUAUAUAUAAUGAUCUAGAAAAUAGAAAACAAUA